Leptopilina heterotoma is the source of this 645-nucleotide messenger RNA. It is a transcript of the gene Dim1, whose product is annotated as thioredoxin-like protein 4A. The transcript is spliced from 2 exons. Gene Ontology annotation, biological process: mRNA splicing, via spliceosome. Gene Ontology annotation, cellular component: spliceosomal complex; U4/U6 x U5 tri-snRNP complex; U5 snRNP. The coding region runs from base 129 to 557 and encodes 142 amino acids. The record is from RefSeq and is a predicted model, not a curated record. NCBI's taxonomy places the organism in Eukaryota, Metazoa, Arthropoda, Insecta, Hymenoptera, Figitidae.
AUCGUUAGUGUUCAAUCAGCUGUGAGACCAAACAAAACGUCAAAAACGUUUUUUGUUGAUUUGUAUAUAAUUUCGGGUGUUAUUUAUUAUUUUUCAUUGACGGUGGUUAAUUUAAACAACACAGCAAAAUGUCGUAUAUGUUAACGCAUCUUCACAAUGGCUGGCAGGUGGAUCAGGCUAUUUUGUCAGAAGAGGAUCGAGUAGUCGUAAUUCGCUUCGGUCACGAUUGGGACCCAAUGUGCAUGAAAAUGGACGAAGUACUUUACAAUAUUGCCGAGAAGGUGCAAAAUUUCGCCGUCACGUAUCUAGUCGACAUAACGGAAGUACCGGAUUUCAAUAAAAUGUACGAAUUGUACGAUCCCUGUACAGUGAUGUUUUUCUUUCGCAACAAACACAUUAUGAUUGAUCUUGGCACAGGUAAUAAUAAUAAAAUCAAUUGGGUACUCGAGGAUAAACAGGAAAUGAUCGAUAUUAUGGAGACAGUUUAUCGUGGUGCAAGGAAAGGUCGUGGUUUAGUUGUUUCACCAAAAGAUUAUUCUACAAAAUAUCGAUAUUAAUUUAUUUUUCUCUUUGUUUUAAUUACAUUAAUAAUUAAUUUCAUAUUAAAAAUAUUUUUGUUUUAAUAAAGAAAAUAAUUAAUAAUUA